This is a messenger RNA of Aegilops tauschii subsp. strangulata, 801 nucleotides long. Lineage: Eukaryota; Viridiplantae; Streptophyta; Magnoliopsida; Poales; Poaceae. The record is from RefSeq and is a predicted model, not a curated record.
AUGUCUUUGCUGCAGGACUAUCAUAACCUCUGUGCGACCGCCUUCAACUCCAAAGUCCAGGAGUUGGAUCAAUGUAUCGUUGACUUGUCGGAGAGCCGGAAAGCCAACGCCACCCUGCAACAGCGGCUGGGAGAAGCCAACACCGCGUUGUGCGCCAAGGAGGCGGACUGCAACAAGCUGGCCGAGGAGCGUGACCGGCUGGUCACGCAGCUGGCGGAGCAGGCGGAGCUUCUCAAGAAGGCCCAGAAGGAUGCGGAAGACAAAGAGACCGGCCUCCUUGCUGAGUUCGCGGCCGAACGCUCCGCCUGGACCGACAAGGAGGCGAUGCUGACUGCCAGCCUCGCCGAGGUUGAAGACAUGGUCGACGACUUCUUCCCGGGUCACUCUGGCGCUGCCAACCAGGCUAUCGAGGCCGACCGCGAAGGACGGAGGGCGGAAGGCGAGCAGAUCGCUGCUGACGCCCCCCCGCACUUUUGCAUCUUCGUCCCGGAGCUGGCCGAGAACGGUGCCGAGGCGCCACCGGAGUGGUUUGGGCUGGACCCGGAGGAUGGCGAGGACUCGGACGAGGUGAUCGACUCCAACGACGAGGGAGAAGACGAAGAGGAUGAGGAAGGUGAAGAGGAGGCGCCAGAGGUCGGAGCGGACGACCAGCCUCAAUUCGACCGCGCCUCCAGCAACGAGCCGCGCCCGAGCGAGCCGGCUGCUGCUGAGGGCGACCAAGCGGAGACCGACCAGCCGGCCUCCCAACCAGCCGGCACCACCGACUCCACCAUUCCGCCGACUCCGUCUGCUGCUUCCUAG